Messenger RNA from Cyphellophora attinorum, 354 nucleotides. RefSeq lists its product as uncharacterized. Lineage: Eukaryota; Fungi; Ascomycota; Eurotiomycetes; Chaetothyriales; Cyphellophoraceae. The transcript has a single exon. The record is from RefSeq and is a predicted model, not a curated record. The coding region runs from base 1 to 354 and encodes 117 amino acids.
AUGUUGUUGGGGAGGGGGGAGGUGGGGUUUCUGAGAGGGGUUGGGUAUCAGCAUGAUGCCGCGAGACACUGCCCGUCCGAACAUAGGGAGGACUCUACCAAGGAUCACAAGGGCGACGAGGCCGACCAGCGCAUUUGGGACAAUGGCGGAGGAGGAAGAUGUGCAUGCGAGCCAACGCCACUAGACGAGAACUUCUACAAGUUGGUACCCAUGGAGAGCCCGCAGAAGAAGCCGGCGGAUACGUGUAUAAGAAGGUGGUUGGGUGGGGAGUGGUUGCGGAAGCGGGAGGGGUGGAGACGGGAGGUUGAGGUUGCUGUUGGGGGAGAUGGGUCUGGGGGUUAUGUGUUGGGUUGA